AAAAAGCCAAAUGUUUUGUUGAUCAAUAUUCAAAGUAUACCAUAAACGAUACAAAUGGUAAUCCAGUACAUCUGAAUGGCCAUCUGACUCUAGGUGAAAAUUUAGCCGAUAACGGAGGAAUAAGAGAAGCUUAUCAGGCGUGGUAUACCCGAUACGAAAAGGAUUCAGACGAAGAAUAUAAUAACAUUUUAUUACCUGGAUUUGGUAAUUUAACUCGUGAGCAAAUAUUUUUUAUUUCAUAUGGACAUUCUUGGUGUUCAAAAACCAGGCCUGAAACAGCUGUUGAAAGGGUUCGUACUGAUCCUCAUUCCCCUCCAGCUUGGAGAGUCAAUGGUGUUUUACGCAAUUCGGAGAAAUUUUCUGAGAUUUUUAAAUGUAAAUCCGGGUCUAAAAUGAAUCCCGUAGAAAAAUGUAGUUUAUG
Molecule: messenger RNA, 421 nt
Organism: Scutellospora calospora
Lineage: Eukaryota; Fungi; Glomeromycota; Glomeromycetes; Diversisporales; Gigasporaceae
Source: the annotation of a GenBank genome assembly